CAUUUCACACACUUUUGUUGGAUACUUUUAGGAGGAAAUAGUAAAUUUUCCAAACAGGGCUUUGUUUUAUAGAUCCCUACGGCAAUGUAUCCUUGUGUCAGUGUCAAAUGGCCCCGGUUCUUACAAGUUGUUGGUUAUUAGUGCUUUGCGUGUCCUUUAAAAAGUGAAUUAAGUAUUUUAUGAAAUGUUAAUCAAUACAAACGCAGACUGAAUAAUAUUUAAUAAAAAAGAACAACAAAUUGCUAGAAGAGACGAAUUUGUUUAUUUUUUGCCACAACAACAAAACGAACGGCACAAAAAAUGCUGAAGCGUUGAUUUCUGCCACAUAAAACCAAGCAGCAAAACAACAAAACAAAGAAAAAUUCAGAAAAAGUAUUUUAAAGAAGUGAGUCCGUUGGCAAAAAGGACAUUAAACCAAUGGGCCUGCGCACAAAUGCAAAGGAAUGCCAAACGCAGUCGGCGGCGUCUGCUUCGGCGUCAGUCAACAUGAAUGUGCAACACCAGCAAGAAGAUUUUGCAAAGAAAAAACAAGAAAGGGAACAAGAAAUACAAGCCAUACAAGAAAUGUUAAAUAAUAUAACAAAAUCAAAGCCCGAAGAAAAAACGGAUGCAAACGUCCAGAAACUCAAGGAAAUGGAAAAUAAGACUGAAAUGCCAUCGAAAGACAACAAUAUUGUGAUCAUGCGCAGAAGCAAUACCGAUCUUCAAAUACAAAGGGCAACAACAACAAACAAACCCAAUAGCCAAAAGCCAGUAAGUGGCGGCAGACAGUCACGCAUAGAUUCGGCUAGAUCCCAAAGUGGGGGUAGUGCCAAUAAAACACGUUCAAAAUCAUUGCAAUUGCCGUCGACAAACAAUAAAAAUGUCAACUCCCAGGUUUCCUCCACCAACAAGAAAACCUAUGACCCUGAAGAGGCCAGGCGCUUCAUGGAAUUGCAAAAGAAAAAACGUAGAUCGGAAGCUGCAUUGCAACCAGAUGCCAAGGCCAAUCGGGAAAAAGAGGAAAUUAAGAAACGUUUAGAGGAGUUAAAGAAAAACACCCGAAAGUUGGUUAGCAAAAAUUUGGAUAAAAAGAAACACCAGAACUGCACUAAUCGGUUAGAUGGGGAGAAAAUUGAAAAUAAGACCAUCAAAAGUGAUCGAGUUUCAAAGGAGAGUGUCAGUCUUAAAGGUUUAUCAUUGGAACAAAAAACUAAAGGUUAUCAGAGUGCACGACCUGCAGAAGAAAAGCAAGUUACUGCUCAAUCGGCUUCCCACAGCCUACCUCUUGCUAGUGCCUUCAAGUCCCAUUUGCCGUUGGCUGAAAAUCAUAAACGUAUUGGCCUUUUACGUAAAACUGAAGAUGAGAAAGAUUAUUCAUUCAGUGCCCUGAAAAGCAUUCGGAAUGACAAAGAAAAUCGAGGCCUGGAGGAAUUAACAUCAAAAUUAAAUACCCAGUUUGAAAGUAAAUUACAAAGGGAUAAAGAAAAUGGAAAUGAAUUGAAACAAACUUCUCUGGAACUGAAUAUGCUGGAUAAUGUGUCCGAUUUGGAAAUACCCAAGAAAACUUUAGAAACAAGUCCAAAGAAGCAUGACCCUGGGGCAGGGGAAAUUAACAAUAAAGAAGACUGCGGGGGAAAUCCUUCAAAAUCCCAAGACCUACCCUUCUUGUUGCGGCCCACAGCUGCUCAAGUUUAUCCUUACAAUUUCAUAAUGGCUGUACGCCGAAAACUUGAGGCCAUUUCCCAACCCACUCCCGUGGUCCCGAUAAAACGGGAAAAGAUGCUGAAAAAUAGUCAGGCUACUUCAACAAAUGAUUUAUUAUUAGGAGAACACAAGGAACCGGAAAAGAAAAGAAAACUAUUAGAUAAUUUGAUUGAAAAUGAAAACAAAAAACGAAAAAGCUUGGAGGGCUCGGAUAUUGCAGAAAAGAAGACUUUGGAGGGUGCUCCCAAAACCACACUUACCAUGUCUCUGGAAAGUUUAAAAUCUCCUCAACAAACUUAUACCAUGGAUUUCCAUAAAGAUACGGAGAAAAUCGCAUCGUCCCUAAAUAAAUCUUUUCAUAGUUCUCAGGAAAAGACUUUCGACUCGGAACUAGAGUUGCUGGGGAAAACCAAAUCUAAGUAUAAAUCCGUGGAAAGUAUUGUUUCCAAUUAUUCCUCCUCGUCGUUGCCUCUGCCCAUAUCCAAUACUUUAACCGAGGUUUCGUCCCUUCGUACCGAAUCCAGACGCACUUUUUCCAUGUCUCAGGGAAAUUCCAAACAAAGUCAAUUGAAUACCGAGGAUGAGGUAACCUCUAUUUCAUCACAAAUUUUUAGCAGUCCUGAAAAGAAAUAUUCAAAACAAUAUCAAAAUGACUUUGAAUUCGUAAAGCCGAGGCCAGUGAGUCCGUUGUCGCUAGAGAAGGUGGAAAAUUUAAAGAUUAAAAGUAAAUCCAAAAACCAGGAAACGCCAGGGGUAGGUGGUUCGAGGGACGAGGAUAGGGAAUUGCAUUUCUCCCAAUUGCUGGAUGAUUUUAAUCGCAGCCUGUCCCAGGUGAUACAAGUCAAUGAACAAUUGAAAUCGACCUUAGACAAAUCUUCACGGAUUCUAAGUCCUCGUAGUAAUGUUAGCAAAAACUCCCAGAAGGAAUCCUCGGAUAAGCAACAACAAUACUCCUCCGAUUUCGAAAAUUCCUUAUCCACAACUCCAGGAAAAGAUAAACUUAAAUUAUCCCUUGAAAAUACAAAUGAAAAAUUGAAGACACGUAAAAGGCAACUAUUUCAAAUGGCCAAUCAAGUCAAGCCUUUGUUGACAUCACCCCCAAGAGAAUCUCCCCUACCCCAAUUAGAUUUGCAAUUGCAAGAUAAUUCAAACAAUAGAAAAACUUCAUUCUAUAGUCAAGAUCAAGAAAAUGAGGAGGGAGAAGAUGAAAGCACUUUGGAGGUGAAUGAAUUUGAACACCAUAAAGUGGAAGAAAUCGCCACAGAAAGUAAAGAGUACGAAAAACGUCUUGGUAUGAUUGAAAAACUCAGGGAGAAUCUAAAACAAAACAUUAAAGAAUCGCAAAACAAUCGGGCACAUAAAUCCAAUGCCGAUAGUUUCACAACUUCGGUUCAUAACAAAAAAUCAAAUAUGUCUGUCUAUACUUCAGAAGAUGGCAGAGAAAAUCUGCAAGAAUUGAAAGCGAAAUCAUUUUCAAAAGAAACGGAGGAACAACACAGCUCAAGGGACAAACAUUCUCAAAUUGAUUAUGAAGAUUGUAGAGAUAAGGAGGAUUUAAUAUUAAAAUACACAAAAUCUCUGCAAGAAGAAAAUAGUAAUGAAGAAACCAUUAUUCUAUACAAACGUAAUAAAAUUGUUAAUCCCAAAAAGACUGCCAGUUCCAACGAAACCACAAAAAGGGCCGCGGCCAGUGAAAGUUAUGAUUCGGCAUCAAGUCAAUCGAAUGUGGAAGAGCAAACUUCUUCUAAAUACAGUCAACGAUCCAACAGUAAUUAUACAAAAACCGAAAUAUAUUCCAUGAACUCCAAGAGUGAGAUUAUGACUGGAAGAAGUUCCAAUAAAAAUGAAGCGAAGCGUAACAGUUCAACAAAUGAGCAUUCCAUUACCACCAAUUCCUCUAUCUUAGAAGAUUUACAAAAAAUACAAGAAUUUUCCAACAAAGAAAAUGAAAAUCCUCCACCUGCACCUUCGCUGAGAUGCAAAAAUAAAAGCAAAUCACAUUCGGAAACGGCCGCAAACUUUAUUAAUUGUCACAUCAAUCGGUCUCGAGGGGAUUUUCAGGAACUCAAUACGAAAGAGGCAACUUUAAAUGAAACACAAUUCCAUUUGGCCAUACGUUCAUCACAAACAAGCUGCACUGAAUUAUCACAAAGUGCUGAUGAUGAAGUCACCACCACCACAACCACUGCCAGUAGCAUUAAAUCCAUAAUGAAGAAGCAAUCAAAUGACAUUUCUUCAAAUCCCCCAAGUUACAAUGCAGUUUCCAAAAACAAUCCAAAGUCAGAGUCAAAGGAACACAAUCCGAGUAUAAGCCUGCUCUCACCAUCCAAGGCAUCAAGGCGCAUAUCAAUUGGUACGGAAAUUGUAAAUUUCUUUCAUAAAUAUGAUCAUGAACGGUCCUCGGCAGCACUGCAGCAAGGUAACGAUACCAUAUCUGAGUCUUCGUUAAAUUACUCAAAUGUGGGUUUGUACGACAAACUUAUUCAAAAUGAAAUGAACAAAACCCAACACUUAACUGCCCUUUUGAAAAUGCGUGAAAAGGCCUUAAUGGAUCGUACCAAGGGUCAGAUUGCUUGGCUAGAGGUUCAAAAGGCCCGUUACAAGGCCAAGGGUUUAUUGGGAAACAUAGCUGCCAUUAAAAAGAAACAACGUGGCAUACUAUUGAAAAUGGAAAAGGAGCGGGAAGAGAUCAAAAGAUUGCUUCAAUCAACAAGCAGUAGCAAUACAAAUGUUAAAUCUUCAAUAGCAUCUACUGGAAUCGGAACUAGUGCCCGCGUUCAGCAGCAGCAUUCACCCACAAAAUAUAAGAAAGAUAAAACGACUAGUCCAGCCCAUUUUGCACCCAAAGUACCUUUGGUAUCGCCCAUUACCAACAGAUCUGCCGCGAAGUCCCUAAAAUCACCAGCAGCAGCAGCUGCAACUGUGGCAACCAUAAAACCCUCACCAAAUAAAACAAAUCUACCCCAGACAACACCAUCCAUACUGAAGGCCACAUAUGAAUUGGAAUCCUCUGCGGCCUUGGAAGAACUCCUAAAGAAACGCGAAGAAGAUUUACGCAAACGUCGUCAACAUGUGGAACAUUUAAUGAAAUGGCAUCAACGACUCGACGAGGAAGAAGCUGAAGUUCUACAAUUGGAACGUCAACUGUUAAGCUAUAAUAAUGUGCAACAGCAUUUCGAAAAGACACCUCAAAGCGACGGCCACAGAAACCAAAAGAAAUCCCUGCAACAAAUGCCACCAUUGGAAGCUUCUUCAGUUGUUGAUGAAGAAGAAGAGUUGACCCGAGAGGUUAAUUUGGAUGAUACAAGUCAUCAUCAUAUUUAUCAGAAUCUAGCCAAGGAAACGGAAAAGAAACGCGCCUCUAGAGCGCGUAAAAUGGAAAAACGUCUCAAGGACAUUGAUAAAAGUCUAAAAGAAUUAUCUCACAUAUCGGCCACAAACACAACCAACACCACCACAACGACGGCAAGCAAUUCCUCGGCCUUUGUAAUGGGACAUAACAAUGACGACAUUGAAGUGUCAUCAGCCAGCCAACAAGAAUUGGAUUUUGUGCGCACCACUGGCUCCAAGUUGAAUAAGUUAUGGCGUCGCCUUACCUCCCAAACGGUGGAGAAAUUCGAACCUACGCGACGUUAUAAGCUUUGUAAGGCCGAUCUUGAACGGCUUUAUGAAGAAGCCAAAAUGGCUGUGCUCAAAGAUUUUGCUGCCGAUGAGGAGCGGAUAGCCCAAGAAUUGUUGGAGAAAAGUUCGGUAACAACAACAGCAAACACCACAGCCAUUGAAAGUCCAACAGCACAAUCACCGCAGGGACAUGUCCUAAAUAAAAGCAAUUUUGUGGAAGUUCCAGUGUUGAAUUUAAAUUUCAGUUCCGGUCACUCAGAAGCUGAUGAAGAUUCUGCUACAAAAUUGGCAAAGGUGGCUGCCGUACCGGCGGCGGCAAAUCAAGGCAUUUACAGUCCCAGUGUUGCGGAGGAGAAUUUCAAGGCUCAAUUGUUAAAUUCUAGUGCCUCAUCGUCAUCAGCUGGGGAGCAACCGGAAGACAUCCUACAAAAGGAACAGGCUGAACAGGCGUUGGAAUUGGAAAGGCAACAACAGCAGGAGAAACAAAAACGUAUUGAGAAUAAUGUACAAAUAUUCUUAGCCCUGACCCAACGUCUGCAUUUGGGAUCCUCUGUAAAUCGUCACCAACCAGCAACAACAGUUCAUCAGCAACCACCGGGACUGCAGCGUAGUCUCAGUGAUACGGAAAUUGCCGAUAUACCAAAGUUUUCUGCAGCUACAACAACUAGUCAUAGAAAUGUAUCAGCGAACACUAGUCAAAAUAAAGCAAACACAGCAACAACAACAACGGCGACAAUUCAAAAUGUGCAUCAAAAGUCCAAAUCAUGCAUUGCAGAAGUUACAAAUUACAUUCCUUAUGAAACAAACAGACAUUGUGAAAAGUCAGCAACGGCGACAACAGCUUCUUCCACAAUUAAAGAACCAACUAGUCGGCCCACAGUUAUUGCCACCGUUGGGAGAGUUCCACCCAUAAACCCGUCUCAGACAUCACAGACACCGCAAAAGCUCUCCUUCUCGGGGCAAUUUGAAUAUGAUUCGGAAGCUAAAGCCAAAGAAAUCUCCUCAAAAUUAGAUGAAAUAUCAGCUGCCGUUAAUCUACUAUCUCAAGCUAAUGCCCUACCCUCAUAUCCUGCAGCGAUACAAUCGAAAAAUUCCUCUGCGGCUCAAGAGGGCGAACAAACAAGCAUUACGGAAGAAGCGAAUCUAAGUACGAACGAAAAUUCUUCGUAUUCUUUGAAUUUUGCCAACAUUUCCAUAGAUAGGCAUUCCUCACCUGGUUCACAACAACUGCAAUCUCACAACACAACCCAAAACCAAAGUAGCAAAACACCCAUCUCACCAACCAAUAAUAGCUCUGAAUCAUCAUCGUCUCAAGUAAAUACUUUUGUCGUUUCGCCCAAUGGCGGCUCAUCUUCGAAAACCUUUACCAAAGACAACAGCACAACUUCAAACUGUAGAACUUUUACAAAAGAACAAACCCCAACCACCACCCCGCCAGGUUUAUCGAAAACCGUAACUGUGGCAAGUCCAGCGAAUUUGGAUAAAACCAUUAGUGAAGAUUACGAACCUGAUUUCGAACCAGAUACAACGGAUGAAACUCAUAUUGAUGAUAUAUCAUUGCCGUUGUAUGAAACGACGGUGAGUGAAGAUGCCACCACAACGAUAGAAGAGGGUGAUAGUGAAGUGGCUGAAAUAUCCCGAGGGAAUGGGAGUUUAUCGAAUAAAACUUAUUGUGCUGAAACAAAACAAGAUCAGUUGCCGGUUAAAACGCCCACCAUAACCAUAACUAGUACUAGUCCCGAAAAGGAGCUAUUACCACCACCACCUCCAUUACCGCCACCACCACCAGCCCUCACAGCAACUGCUAGUUCGUCUUCUGUCAUUAGUUUAGCAACAACUACAAGUGGUGCCUCUGGCGCCCAAAUCAAUGCAACAUCGAAUGGCAAUGCUUUAAUGCCGGAUAUUAUAAAUGAAUUGGAAUUGAGACGACAUCCAUUGAUAAUAGAUAAUGAGCAUUUAAAACAAUUGGAACAUGUGGCCGCCUUACCUUACAUGUAUGUAAGGGAAAUUCCCAAUAAACCGCCACCACCCUAUGUACCGCCAGCGCAUGGUAGUCCCAUGACCACCAUAUUCCCCUCGGAAGAACGUAUUAAGGAUAUAACUUUUAGAAGAACGCAUGAACUCUAUUGUGAACUCUUAAAGACUGAAUAUUGCAACGAAAAAGGUGAAAAACUACCCUCAGUUAUGGAGGAACAAAUCACCAAUAUCUAUGAACGAAUUAUCCUAGAUAUUUGCCGUGAAUAUCUAGAAGAGCAUAGCGAAAUUUUACGUGAAGGUGAUCCGACGAAUUUCCACAGCCAGCUGGCAUUUUUCAAUCCCCCUAAUCGCCUGCAUUGCAUACAAAAUGCUAUAUACAAAGAGGUGCGUCACUGCCUGGCCAUGGACAAGACACCACCUAAACGAACACAAAUUUAUUCGGUCUAUGGCCAACGUGCCAAACAGGAUCACAUUGGAAAAAUCAUAAUACAAGAAAUGUAUGAUGAAGAUGAUCGCUGGUGUAAUUUUCAUCGCGAAGAAUCGGAAGUACUAAUAUUAAUUGUUGAGGAAAUGAUUAAUAAAAAUAUACGUGAUAUUGCCAAAGAGGUAAUGUUAGAAGAAGGUAUACCCCUGGAUGAUGGUGAUGCUGAUGCUGAAGAAGGUAUAGAGAUUGAAGAGAUUGUUGAAGAAACAAGUGAAAUGGAAGAGAACUUGGAAAACACUCUUGAGGAGGAGCAAAGAGUAAGGGAAACCAUGAUAUCCUCAGUGGAAGUAACUGAAAAAGACUCCAGCCAACUAGAACGUCUAAACAAUACGAAGUCAAUUGAUGAUAUUGGAGCACCAGCAUCGCCGGUCUCUGCAACGAAUCAACAAUGCCAUGGCAAUGGAGUCGUAAAUGAUACAAGUAACUCCUUCAAAGUAUCCACAUCGGCAUAGUAGAGAUUUGCUGGUCCAUUUUUGUAUGUAUAUAAUCUAGUGUACUGAAGUAAAUUUUAGACAUAAAUGUAUAACUUUUUUAGCAAAACAUUUCAUUUUAUGAAAUGUUUAAUUUUUAUUAAAUUAAUGGCCUGAAUGGAAUGGAAUAUACUGAAUUUAUCGUUGUUACAGAGAUGGCUGAGGAGAGCAGUUCUUAAUAAAGUUGAACUCUUGCCUUUCCAAUUCAGAGUAACCAAAAGGAAUAGUAGUUUUUAAAAGUUCUUUUAACGUUCUGUCUUCUUUGCAUAAGCAAAAUUACUUAUUACAUACUACAAUUGUUGUAUUCUUGAGCCAUAAUUUCAUUCGCAAAACAUUAGACGGUAUUUAUACAAGACCCUUUGAUGAUCCUCUUAGAUUAAAAAUUAAUUAAAAGACAUUCUUACUUGUAUCUAAAGGCGUUCGAAUAUGAAGAGCUAUUGUUAUUUUUCUUUUUUAUUAGGAAAUCAUUAUUAAAAUACCUAAUCGAGAUUUUCUAUGUUGCAAAAUUAUAUAAUGAUCUUCUAAAUGAGAAGCAUUUUCUAAUUCAAAAAAAAAAAUGCUGAUGGUUUUCAAAACUCAAUCAUGUUUUUUUAAUAGCACUGGACCCUCAUUUUUUGUUACCUUUUGAUUUCCGUCUUCAGCCAUUCUUUAGGUGGUCUUCUAUUUUUUAACUCUUUCAGACUAUCUUCUAAUUCAGAUGGUUUUCUAUUUUAGAAUCUAUUUCAUAUUCUUGUUACAAAUAAAUAUGACCGCAUCUUCUUUGAUUUCAUUCAUCGGUCCAUUUUCUUCUAUUUUAAAAGACUUUCAGAUUGUUUUCGUUUUAUCUAACGAUUAUCUAAUUCAGAUAAACGUCUAAUUAUGUUCUUUGUUAGAAGGCCUUUUAAAGGUUACAAAUAGAUUCCAUUCGAUUGCCAUCGUCGAUCAUUCUCCAAAUGGUCUUCUAUGUUAGAAGAACUUAAGAUCGUCUUCAAAAUUUGAAGUCAGUCAGACGGUCUUCAACAUUAAAAGACAUUCUAAUGGGUUUCUGUACGAAUACACCAUAUAAUGACCAUUUUUACAUUUGAAGACCUUCUCUUGGCCUGCUAACGGCAAUUGAUACUAAAAGACAUUACGUUCAUAUUACAAGAUCCUUUUAAAUUAAAAAGAGUCCUGAAAUCUUUCAAUAUAUUAAAGACACUUUAAUGACCUUCUGAAUAAGAAAAUUUCCUGACUGUAAUCUUAUAAUUGUAGGUCUUCUGAGUUGGGAGUUGUCCCCGUCUUGUUGUAAGAAAUAGAUCCAAUUUGAUUUCCAUCUUCAAAGUUUAUAAACCAAUUAACCGUGAUAACUGACCUAUCACAAUAAGUUUAACUUAUGUUUUCUCAAGUCAAGUUUAUUGUGGCUAGACAAUUAUCACGGUUAGCCCUUUUAGCAAUAGAAAUUUUGUGUUAUUUCUUCUUCUUUCCCGCUAAAAUUCUAAUUUCUCCUAACAUCCAUUUUAAAUUCUGUAUAAGAGUUAAUCCAACACAAUCUGAAUGCUCACAUUUUUGAGAAUUCUGAAUUAAACACUCUUUAUUAUUAGACCGGAAGCAAUCAUGGAAUUUUUAUAUUUUUCAAAUAAAAAAAAAACCAAUAAUGCAUUAGUUAAUAUUUUUAUUUUUGUAUUGAAAAUUAUAAGUAAUAUUAGUUUUUCCUUUUUUUUCCAGGAAUGUAGAUAAUCUCCUUUAGGAGAAUACUUACAAUCAUAUCCAAAGAAAUUGUUUUUAAAAAAUUCCAGCUAUACAACGAAAACCGGUAAAUUCCAUUUCUUUAGGCCAAAUAUGUUUUUUCCUCAAUUUUAGUUUGUCUUAUUGUCUUAUUAUAUGCCAUUUUUUAUUCUAAAUAAUAGAGUCUUCAAUAUUAUAUAAUGUUUAUGUAUAAAAUCUAGUAUCUACUGAAAUUAAUUUUUAAUAUGUACUUAAAUUACCUGUUAUACUUUUAUAAAAAUAAUUUUGUUUUUCGCUAAUAUGUAUGUAUGUACUUAUACGUAUACGAAUCAAUCACAAACACUAAGAGACACACACACAAAACACAACAAUUUUUAUAGCAUAAGAUAGAUUUAUUUUACUACUAUAAAUACACCCUGUACCUUCCUCCCUAUCGCCCCAAACCACACAGUCCAUUCGUCAAUCCAAUGUUUCGUACAAAAUUUGUUUGUAAGUUUUUCUUUUUGUCGUUUUUCGUUGAUUCAAUUUUCUUUUUUAGUUUUACAAUGUAACAAAUAAGUUUAGUAGCCGCCAUACAAUAUAACUUAUCGUUUAGGAUUUAGCAUACAAAUACUUUGUCUGCUAUUAUAUAGAAUUAGAUUGUCAUUGUAUCUAAAAAGAAUUGCAACUACAACAAAAGCUAAAGAAAUCUUAAUUUGUCUUAGUUUUAAAAUGAUCUAUACAUACUACAUACAAAAGAAAGAAACAAAUUGAAAUACAAUACAAUAUAAACAAAA
Molecule: messenger RNA, 10697 nt
Organism: Musca domestica (house fly)
Lineage: Eukaryota; Metazoa; Arthropoda; Insecta; Diptera; Muscidae
Exons: 6
Coding region: 418-8220 (2600 amino acids)
Biological process (GO): microtubule anchoring
Cellular component (GO): centrosome
Molecular function (GO): microtubule binding
Source: RefSeq, a predicted model, not a curated record